CAAAUUUCAUUAUGCUGUAAACUUGCAGUCACUGUCACUGCCUCUGUCCUCGAGGCUUCAAUGCACAAGGAUUCGGCACUAUCCCCUCCAGGUAAUGUAGAACCUUCCUCUUGACCAGCAAGAUGUCUUCUCGACCAUACUUCGAGACUGUCAAAUCAUUUGUAGACGUUCCAAUCACCGUUAAUGGUGUGGAAACCUCGGUUUUUUUGGAAGCCUCUGAAGGGCUCGUUCAAUUGUUCGAUUUGCUUGGCUCAGGCGUAUUCGGUUUUGUUCAGAGUGAUAUAAAGGGCAAUAUAGGGGGUGUACGAACUCGCUACCAGGCUGAUUCUUCGCGUUGCUCCACACUUGAGAAUCUUGUCAGAAGCGAAGCAUUAUUAGAGCAUCGACAUGGCACCGGUUGUCUGAUACGCCUGACCCGUGGUUUGACAUUCCUAUGUAAAGCUCUUCAACACAUGCAGAAUGAUCCUUCGAUAGAGUUGCACGUGUGCUUCAAACGUUCAUACGACGAAGUCUUAAGACCCCAUCAUACUUUUUUCGUACGGUCUCUAGCCGCCGUUGCUGUUCGGGCAGCGCCGUAUCGCCGUGACUUCUAUGCUCGUAUAUCGCAAGGAGCGCCCAUGGAAAAAUUAGACGCGGAGCUAGCAAAAUGGCUGUCUGGACUUGAUGUAAUUGUGAAGCGCCUCAAGAGGUUCAUCGAGGAAGAAGGAUACGGAAGGAUAUGAUGUGGUGAUAAUUCUGUGGAG
Messenger RNA from Suillus subaureus, 743 nucleotides. RefSeq names its product glycolipid transfer protein domain-containing protein. Gene Ontology annotation, molecular function: ceramide 1-phosphate binding; ceramide 1-phosphate transfer activity. The transcript has 7 exons. Bases 123 to 722 code for a protein of 199 amino acids. Gene Ontology annotation, cellular component: cytosol; cytoplasm; membrane. Lineage: Eukaryota; Fungi; Basidiomycota; Agaricomycetes; Boletales; Suillaceae. The record is from RefSeq and is a predicted model, not a curated record. Gene Ontology annotation, biological process: intermembrane lipid transfer; ceramide transport.